CCGUUCCAAUUUUGUGCACGUACAAAAAAAAGAUCUCCGGAAGAGAAACACAACAUGGAAACAUAAAUUUUGAUGUUACCCUGUGCAACCCUGCAACGCGGCGCUCGACCCAGGCCCCCCGGUCGCACGCAUCCGCGCCCCGUGCGCGCGGCUCUCACGCCAUCGCGCCGACGAUUUCGUUCCGCGAGGCAACGACGUCGGCGCGGCACACCGGGCACGUCGUCCCCCUCUGCAGCCACAGGCCGAUGCACUCCGCGUGGUAGACGUGCCCACACGGCCGCAGCCGCCGGCACGGCUGUCCCCCGCCGUCCGCGACCGCGACCGCGAGCCUCCCCUUGCAGAUCGCGCAGAGCGCCACGUCGUCGCCCCUCGCCUCCGUGGCGGCGGCGACGUCGAUGAUGACGACCUCCUCCUUGUUCAGCAACCCUUGGCGCUCCCCGUUGGGAUCGCCGGUGGCGACCUCGAACCGCCGGCCGAUUAAGCAUCGCACGGUCCAGGAGAUGGCACAGAUCGCGGCGAUGAGCGCGACGACGGCGAGGAAUAUCUCGAGGCCUGACAGAUCAACCAUCGGCGAGAGUUCGUUUUCGUAGCUAGGUUUGUUUUUUUCCCAGAUAUUACUGCGGAGAUAAUUAAACAGUUCGUAUCAGAGGAGAAAAUCGUUGUGGCUGAUCUCCACGUCUUUGUUACUCCCACAAAAAUAUGAACAAAUUAUGGCUCGCAUGGAUGCUAGUAGUAUUUCUGCUUGCUUUUUGCUCAUGGAAAUUAUUAAAGGACUAGGCAACUGGGCAUUUAAGGAGUGGCAACUGACAAGUAUGGGCUAACUCAAAGGCGCAGACAUAAUCAAUUGGAAGAGUGCUUAACCACGAGCAUCAGUUAGUUUUACACUGAGGCAUUGGGGACAUGGCAUUACUUAUCUCCAAUCGUGUGGUGUUCAUCAGAAAGAAACUUUGGUUAAAGCUUUGCUCCUAGGGGGUUGUUUAUUGUGCAAACACACAAGUAGGCUAUUUGAUGGUGCAAAAUAUUGUAAGUGUAUGUGGAUGGGCAGAGCAAAUUAUUCCCUCCGAGAAAUCUCAGUUAUCAUUCAAGAUUGACCCUGAGGACCACUAGAUAGCAGUAGAAACAUAAAAUCUGAACAACACUGAGCGCCAUUCAGCACUGUACUACCUCUCCCAAAUUCAACUUCCACCAACCCAAAAAAUUCUUCUUUACUGCAUCGUGACACGGCAUGCAACACCGUCAGAAAAAACGAAAAACGUGGCGAUACCCUCUGAAUAUUCCCGCUUUCUAUCCCCAUGGUAAAGAUCUGGAAUAGAAGGCCAGAAGUCAGAUCUGCAGUUACAGUCUUUACAGAGCCUAAAAUUAACUAAAAUUAAAUGGCAUAGCCGCAUGGGCAGUUACAGUCUUUGCAUUGAGUCAGAGAUAAAUGAGAGAUUAGGGUUUACCUAGCCCCGCUUCCUAUGGUCGGCCAAGUCCUUAGCAUCUGGGGAUUACAAAAGAAAACUGCCCCGAGUGAGUGGCUCCCACUCGCCUUCCUCGAUCCACCCUUUUUUGUUGUUCGAAUCCAUUGGAGCCCACGAGGCUUUUGGCUUCUUGGAUCCGUGCAGGCGCGAGAAUUCAAUGGCGGUUAUUGGAGCUUCUUGGGGUGGUCACUGAAGGUACACUGUAGACCAGUAGUACGCAGUCUUGCGAUGGAGUCGGCGACGGAGAAGGUGAGGAGGACGCCCUCCUCCUGCCUGCUGCUGCGCAUCUCCGACAUCUGCAAGGUGCGCUCCGUCGGCGUCGCGCCGACCGUCCGCGAAAAGCCCAAGGCCGACGGCAGCGCCACCGGAGAGAGCAGCGAAGACGGCGGCGCGCACCUGAAAGUCCACCCGCAUCAUGUGUCCGACCAUGAGAGCGUCUCUGAAUGCUCCUCUGCUCGCUGCGAGGAAGCGUUUGUUGAGAGGCUUCUCGACGCGAUUUCUGGCCUCAAAUUGAGUUACGUGAACCUUCAGCAAGCUCUUGUGCCAUAUGAUCCUGAAGAGAUUACGAUCGCUGAUGAGCGAUUCACAUCGGAGCUUCAAGAGACUGCCGGGUUGAAGGAUCUGUAUGUCAACAUGAACAAAUGGAGAAAUCCAAUGUACCAGUGCUAUGUGGGCUCUAGAAUUCAGGAGCAACAAAAGUUGGCCGUGGAGUUGCAAGCUGGCAUGUGCAAGAGAGACUCUGAGAUUGUGUGUUUGCGAGCGGAGUUGGAUGAACUGGAAAGGAAGAACAUGGAACUGGAGGAGAAGAUCGGUCAAAGUGCGUUACAGAAAGAAGGAAGUUUUGCAAUUGGGAUGGGAGUAUCAACGGAUAUGUUUAUGGAAUUAUUCGAGCUUUCGACAAAGUCUAUCCAUGAUUUUGCAAAACUCGUCGUCCGUUGGAUGAAACUUUCUCGGUGGAAUCUUGGCAACUUAACAUCCCCAAUAGACAAUUCUGUUGUCUAUGAUAAAAGGUCUCACAAGAAUUACGCCGUUGAGGCCUACUUUGCUUGUAUGAUGUUGAUGGGGCACAAAGAGGAGUACCUUUCGCUGGAUGUCUUCGAUUAUGUAAUGAGUUUCAGUGAUCCUUUUGAUGCUCUUAUGAAGGCCCCAGACUCUUGUUUUGGGAGAUUCUGUCGAGAAAAGUAUCUGGCCAUUUUGCCUCCUAGUAUGGAGGAUUCAUUCUUCGGAAAUUUGGAUCAUAGAUCAUUUGUUGAGAAUGGCGGCCAUCCAAGAACACCAUUUUAUCAGGCAUUUGUGACAAUGUCAAGAUAUGUAUGGGCGUCCCUAACCGUAGCACGUUCUCUGAAUCCAAGAGCAGAGAUGUUCUAUGUCAAGGGUGGUACUGAAUUUAGGAGUAAACACAUGGAAUGUGUUCCAUCCAAGAUAACCAAAGAAGGAGACAAGGUCAGUGUUGGGUUUACAGUAAUGCCGGGGUUUAAGAUUGGAUGCACUGUCAUCAGAUGCAGGGUGUAUCUGUCCAUGGUCAACGAAAGAAACUUCUGAACACGUCAUAUAGCUACAGAAUUAGGUAAGCAGCAUCAGAUAACCAGUUAGCUCUAUAUAGCAUUUCUUUUGACUUGAGUUUCUGUUGAGCUCCUCUUAUAUUAGACCAGGGGCAUAAGCUAAUAGAUAGAUUAGUGUAUUAACUUGCUCUGUAAUACUUGAUGUAAUAUUUAACAUUUUCAGUCGUUCAGGUCUGUUAAGUCAUUGCUUUGUUCGUGAGUAAAUGGAUCAAUUGAAGAAGGAAAA
Molecule: messenger RNA, 3248 nt
Organism: Oryza sativa Japonica Group (Japanese rice)
Lineage: Eukaryota; Viridiplantae; Streptophyta; Magnoliopsida; Poales; Poaceae
Source: RefSeq, a predicted model, not a curated record